AUGGAGCAUAUCAAAGCUACCUUCGCCAAAGCGAAGCAGGAAAAGCGCGCCGCUCUGGUCGCGUAUGUUACUGCUGGAUUCCCCACCAUCGAAGAAUCAGUAGAUGUUCUCAUUGGAUUGGAGAAUGGAGGUGCCGAUAUCAUUGAACUCGGUGUUCCCUUCACAGACCCCAUUGCCGAUGGACCGACUAUUCAAACAGCCAACACCAAGGCGCUCGCCAACGGCGUCACCGUCACCUCCGUCCUCGAGAUGGUUCGCUCAGCAAGAAACCGCGGCCUCAAAGCGCCUCUCCUAUUGAUGGGCUACUAUAACCCAAUGCUGCGUUAUGGUGAGGAGCGUAUGCUCAAGGACUGCAAGGAGGUUGGUGUCAAUGGCUUCAUCAUGGUCGAUCUUCCCCCGGAAGAGGCCGUUCGCUUCCGAGAUCUCUGCACAAGCAACGGUUUGUCCUACGUUCCCCUCAUCGCUCCCGCCACAUCCGAGUCUCGCAUGAAGCUCCUCUGCAAGAUUGCCGAUUCGUUCAUAUACGUGGUAUCAAGAAUGGGCGUCACAGGUGCCACAGGAAAGCUCAGCUCAAAUCUUCCCGAGCUUCUUGCACGCGUACACAAGCUUUCUGGAAAUGUGCCUACAGCGUUGGGAUUCGGUGUCAGCACCCGCGAGCACUUCCUUAACGUUCAAGAACUUUCCGAGGGUGUUGUUAUCGGUAGUCAGAUCAUCACUGUCCUGGGCGAAGCUCCUGCUGGCCAGGCAGCUCAGGCUGCGGAGGAUUAUCUGUCGAGUGUCACUGGUCGCAGACUGGAGAGGGAUACUGCAGGAGCCUUGACUCGCGAGGUCAACGUGCUAGAACCUGUUUUGAAGAUCGAGCAGCCCCCAAUGUCACAGCCCACAGAUGUCAUUACAGAGAAAGACACGCCCUCUGGCCCUGGGUUGGGAGAUCAGCUUGAAGCUCUGAAUGGAUCUGGAGACCCUGCUGCGUCGCCUGCUCGCUUCGGCGAGUUCGGCGGUCAGUAUGUCCCGGAGUCCUUGAUGGAUUGCUUAGCCGAAUUAGAGCGUGGAUUCGAUCAUGCUCUCAACGAUCCCACCUUUUGGGAGGAGUACCGUUCAUACUAUCCCUACAUGGGGCGGCCUAGCAGCCUUCAUCUCGCAAACCGCCUGACCGAACACGUCGGUGGUGCCAACAUCUGGUUGAAGCGCGAAGAUCUCAACCACACUGGAAGUCACAAAAUCAACAACGCUCUUGGUCAGAUCCUUCUUGCCCGGCGCCUGGGUAAGACCAGGAUCAUUGCUGAGACCGGCGCGGGUCAGCACGGUGUCGCCACUGCUACCGUCUGUGCCAAGUUUGGCAUGAAGUGUGUUGUCUACAUGGGUGCAGAGGAUGUCCGUCGCCAGGCGCUGAACGUUUUCCGCAUGAAGCUCCUUGGUGCCUCUGUGGUUGCUGUUGACGCCGGUAGCCGUACCCUGCGAGACGCCGUGAACGAGGCGAUGCGCGCUUGGGUUGUCGACCUUGACACUACCCACUACAUCAUCGGCUCUGCCAUCGGCCCCCACCCCUUCCCAACAAUUGUGCGUACCUUCCAAUCCGUAAUCGGCCAAGAGACCAAGCAGCAAAUGCAAGAACAAAUCGGCAAGCUUCCCGACGCCGUAGUCGCCUGCGUCGGCGGCGGCAGCAACGCCGUCGGCAGCUUCUACCCCUUCUCCAAGGACCUGUCCGUGAAGCUGCUCGGUGUCGAAGCCGGCGGCGACGGCAUUGACACAAACCGCCACUCCGCCACUCUCUCCGGCGGCUCCAAGGGCGUCCUCCACGGCGUCCGCACCUACGUCCUGCAGGACGAGCACGGUCAGAUCUCCGAUACACACUCCAUCUCUGCCGGUCUUGACUAUCCCGCCGUCGGCCCAGAGCUGAGCAACUGGAAGGACAGCGACCGCGCACGCUUCAUCGCCGCUACAGAUGCCCAGGCCCUCUCUGGCUUCCGCACCAUGUCCCAGACCGAGGGAAUCAUCCCUGCCCUCGAGUCAUCCCACGCUAUCUGGGGUGCCAUUGAACUUGCCAAGUCCCUGGGUAAGGGUAAGGAUAUCGUCCUUACCGUCAGCGGUAGAGGUGACAAGGACGUUGAGAGCGUUGCCGAGUCACUUCCCAAGCUCGGGCCGCAGAUUGGCUGGGAUCUGCGGUUCUAG
Messenger RNA from Aspergillus calidoustus, 2172 nucleotides. The record is from the annotation of a GenBank genome assembly. Lineage: Eukaryota; Fungi; Ascomycota; Eurotiomycetes; Eurotiales; Aspergillaceae.